This is a messenger RNA of Magnolia sinica, 1667 nucleotides long. Its product is annotated as vegetative cell wall protein gp1-like. Lineage: Eukaryota; Viridiplantae; Streptophyta; Magnoliopsida; Magnoliales; Magnoliaceae. The coding region runs from base 62 to 1258 and encodes 398 amino acids. The transcript has a single exon. The record is from RefSeq and is a predicted model, not a curated record.
UUCAUUAACUUGUAGUAGUUGUGUUUGAGAGGGAGGGUGAGGGAGCUUUAAUCCUACGCAAAUGGGAAAGUUUGUUGUGGUACAUCUCUUGCUUCUAGUGGUGUAUUUAGGGUCACUGUUUCCUUCUCUUGCAUGUCCUUAUUGCCAUCACCCAACUCAUCCUACUAAACCACCUAAGGUGCCACCGAAGUUCCACCCCAAGCACCCACCAAAGGUUAAGCCACCACCGAAGUUCCACCCGAAGCACCCACCAAAGGUUACACCAUUGCCGCACCCACCAAAGGUUAAGCCAUUGCAACCACCCCCAGUUGUGAUCAAGCCACCCUACAUUAAGCCGCCCAGCCGGCCGAAGGUGAGCCCCAAACCACCACCCUAUGUCAAGCCACCCCAUUUAAAGCCACCCUAUGUUAAACCACCCUACGUAAAGCCCCCUCCAGUUGAAAAGCCAUGCCUGACACCCCCUCAUGGAGUUAAGCCUAAGCCUCCGAGCCCAUCGCUGGUGGUGCCCAUGCCGCCCUCACCUCCGAAAGUAGUCCCCAUGCCGCCAUCGCCUCCGAAAGUGGUGCCCACACCGCCAUCACCUCCAAUAGUAGUCCCUACACCACCAUCACCUCCAAAAGUACUCCCGCCAUCACCUCCGAAAGUAGUCCCCACACCGCCAUCACCUCCAAUUGUGGUCCCCACACCACGGUGCCCUCCGAAAGUACUCCCGCCAUCGCCUCCAAAAGUAGUCCCCACACCGCCAUCACCUCCAAUUGUGGUCCCCACACCACCGUGCCCUCCGAAAGUACUCCCGCCAUCGCCUCCAAAAGUAGUCCCCACACCGCCAUCACCUCCAAUUGUGGUCCCCACACCACCGUGCCCUCCGAAAGUACUCCCGCCAUCGCCUCCAAAAGUAGUCCCCACACCGCCAUCACCUCCAAUUGUGUUCCCCACACCACCGUGCCCUCCGAAAGUACUCCCGCCAUCGCCUCCAAAAGUAGUCCCCACACCGCCAUCGCCUCCAAUUGUGGUCCCCACACCACCGUGCCCUCCGAAAGUACUCCCGCCAUCACCUCCGAUUGUAGUCCCCACACCGCCAUCACCUCCAAUUGUGGUCCCCACACCACAGUGCCCUCCGAAAGUACUCCCGCCAUCGCCUCCGAAAGCAGCCCCCACACCGCCAUCACCUCCAAUUGUGGUCCCCACACCUCAGUCCCCUCCGAAGGUUGCCCCACCACCUUUCCAGAAGCCGUGCCCGCCACCGCCAGCACAGUAAACAUACCCCAUUGACACACUCAAGCUAGGCGCAUGUGUGGCCAUCUUGGGUAGUCCGAUCCACAUUGGCAUAGGCAGUGUGGCCAAAGAUGCAUGUUGCCCAGUGCUAAAAGGGCUGGCAGACUUGGAUGCAGCUCUUUGCCUUUGCACCACCAUCAAGGCCACUUUCCUAAACAUCAAUAUCGUCCUACCCUUUGCUUUUAAGGUCUUGCUUGACUGUGGGAAGACCCUUCCACCAGGUUACCAGUGUCCUGCGUAAGGUACACCGCCAAGUGGCAUUUUAGUAAUUUUUCAUGUUUUUUGUAUGAAAGGUUCAAAAGAUGUGGAUAGACAAUCAAAGACUAACCCAUGGAUCAGCUGGGAGUGUAGGAGAUGGAGUUUUUGUUUUGGAAUGUAUGUGAGUUUCUCAA